Musca vetustissima is the source of this 654-nucleotide messenger RNA. RefSeq names its product cuticle protein-like. The transcript is spliced from 2 exons. Lineage: Eukaryota; Metazoa; Arthropoda; Insecta; Diptera; Muscidae. The coding region runs from base 1 to 654 and encodes 217 amino acids. Gene Ontology annotation, cellular component: extracellular matrix. The record is from RefSeq and is a predicted model, not a curated record.
AUGGCCUUCAAGUUCGUUACAAUUUUAGCUCUCUUCGCAGCUGCCGCUAAUGCCGGUAUUAUUCCCGUUCAACAAAAUGUCCAAUACGAACACCCUGGCUAUCAUCAACAGGUUCCCAGUCAACAAUUGGUAAUACCUGAACAUGGUGUCAACAGCCAUGAACAAUAUCCCGAUGAUCCUCAUCCAAAAUAUAAUUUCGCCUACGAAGUUCAAGAUGCCGUAUCGGGUGAUUCGAAGAGUCAAACUGAGACUCGAGAUGGUGAUGUUGUUCGCGGUGAAUAUUCGGUAAUUGAUGCUGAUGGUUUCAAACGUACCGUAAAAUAUACCGCCGAUGAUGUAAAUGGUUUCAAUGCUGUUGUAACACGUGAACCCAUUAGUGGACAUGUAGAAACACAUGUUGCUCAGCCCGCACCCUCAUAUGAAGUUCAUUCUGCUUCAGCUCAAUAUCAACAAGCUCCAUCAACUUCAUAUUUAGCUCCAGCUUUGCGUAAAACUCAAGUUCAUUAUACUCAACAACAACAACAACAAAACUAUGAAACUCCCAUUAAUCAUCAUGCUCAUCCAGAACAAUUGCAAGAACAACAACACCACCAGCAGCAGCAACAUCACCAUCAAUAUGCCACCUAUGAAAGUGAACAACAUGAUGGUUAUUAA